Topomyia yanbarensis is the source of this 1264-nucleotide messenger RNA. It is a transcript of the gene mge, whose product is annotated as mitochondrial import receptor subunit TOM22 homolog. NCBI's taxonomy places the organism in Eukaryota, Metazoa, Arthropoda, Insecta, Diptera, Culicidae. Gene Ontology annotation, cellular component: mitochondrial outer membrane. The transcript is spliced from 3 exons. Gene Ontology annotation, biological process: intracellular protein transport. The coding region runs from base 256 to 828 and encodes 190 amino acids. The record is from RefSeq and is a predicted model, not a curated record.
AUCGAUUUUAUUCCGAAUCUCGUUCGUUCGUAUUCGCGACUGCAUGCGUUUUCAAUGCGAAGUGCGUUGAAAUUUAUUCUCCGACGUUAAAUCGAAUUUUUUAGAAUAGAAAUUCAAAUGCAAGCUUCAGCGAACUGUUUGAUAUAAAAAAAAUUAAGGACUUUAAAUAAUUACAGAAGGCGCAAUACAGAAACCGAUCUAGUAAUCGCGACAGAUUUCAUAUUUUCUACAAAGCCAGUGUUAGCAUUUUUGUGAAUGGAUUCCGACCCAGAAGUCGUGCUAGUGGAUAAAGUGGACGAAGACGAACUUUCGAUAGAUAAGGACAGCGGAAUGGAGUCGGCUGGGAAUAGCAAGGACGAUACACCGGAGCGUAAACAGGCAACGCUUGACGAGUUGCCUCGGGAGGAGCUUCCGAAACCGGCAGCGGUUCCGAUUUCAGCUACAAAGUCUCAACCGGCAGCUAAAACUACACCAGCCGCCAUCAAGAGCAAGGAUGAUGAUUACGAUGACGAACCCGACGAGACAUUGGCCGAGCGGUUGUGGGGUCUUACCGAAAUGUUUCCCCAAGGGGUGCGAACUGUCGGCGGCACGGUAUCAGACCUAUCCGUUGCCAGCAUAAAAGCGUUGUACAAGUUCACCUGCAACGCAUCGUGGAUAUUCUUUACCAGCUCUAUGAUUCUGUUCGCACCGGUCGUAUUCGAGGUGGAACGGGCGCAGAUGGAAGAGAUGCAAAAGACACAGCAGAAGCAGGUUCUUCUCGGUCCCGGAUCGGCUGUUGGUGCCGGCGCGGGUGGAAUGCCCGCAAUGCCCCCGAUGGCUGCACGAUAAUCAUAUCCAGUGCAGAAUUUAAGUAAGGAACUCUUGAAGAAUAGUUUGUUUGCUAGUUUCAAAUCUUCAAGUAACGACAAGCUACUUCAGACUGUCAGAAGCGAGAAAUGUGUUGGCAGGCUCAAUGAGCUUUUGCUGUAGUUCUUAAGCGGGCCUUACACGUUCAAUAUUUUUGUCAAUACCAGACAGUAUUGACAAAAGUAUUGUACGUGUAAUCGAAAAACUUGUAUUGACGAUGUGGAUUUCAAAUGGUAUUGAAAUAUUGUAACAAUAUCGUCAAUACGCGUAUUGACAAAAAUAUUGAACGUGUAAGGGCCGCUUUAGAGAGAACAAUGCCUAGAGUUUUGUUCUUGCAAUUAUUUGAAUAAAUAAAUAGAAGCUGUCGGAUGACUGUUACUAGUAAUCUUAUCCUAAAUAAACUGUGAAAAGAAAUAAA